Molecule: messenger RNA, 2427 nt
Organism: Thrips palmi
Lineage: Eukaryota; Metazoa; Arthropoda; Insecta; Thysanoptera; Thripidae
Exons: 8
Coding region: 307-2181 (624 amino acids)
Source: RefSeq, a predicted model, not a curated record
UUUCAGUACAGUAUCAGAACUCUAAAUUUUUCAUGUACUCAAACCAAAUAAUAAAAAUAAAAACCAAACAAACAACAACCGUUGCGCUCAACGGUUAAAGAGCAAAGAGCCGGUUGAACGCUGCCCGGCAUUUAUCCUCGUUACUGUUGGUCAUUAUUUUACUGUAGCAUCGCAUUAUUUGUCCUCAAUAAUGUCGAAUGUGCACUAAGCUCUGUCAAGAAUUCUCUGUGCCUGCUUAUCCAGACUUAAUAAUUCUUCUUCAUUCUAUUAUAACCUUGCACACUUUUGACAACUGUUCCCGUUAAAAUGGAUAGCUUAAUUGAUUUCAACAGCCCUAAGCUGAGGAGAGAGGAUUUACCUCUCAUACCAGGAAACUUUCUGGGGUCAAUGUCACACCCCUUCCCUGUGUCCGGAGAAGAAAGCAACCCUUUCGAUAUGGUUGUCUGCCAAGUUGCCGCCAAUGCUGCUGCAGAGAAUGACCCUUUUGAAAUGGUUCUUCACGAUGCUAUUAACUGCCAGGUGGUCAACAAAAUGGACUUAAACAUUGCCAGGGAAAACUCCUGUCCCAAGCUAGAUAAGGAAAGAGUAAGGAAGUCAAUUUCUUUACCAGACUUGAGACCUUCCGCUAGUGACUCAAAUUCCAGAGCACAGGAGACUGAACAUAUUGGAAGUGAGUGUGUGGCCCCAGAACAAUGUUUUCAGGACACCUUCCAUUCUGUCCCCCAAAAUGAUUACUUUCAGAGUGAAACUGUUAAUAAUCAUGAUUCUGCUGGAUGGAAUUAUUUGGAAGACAUUCCCCCUCCUGACUCACUUCUGAAUGCAACUGUAGAUAUGUCAUGCUUUCUUGAUGACACCCUAUCAGCAAAUAUUUCAAGCAAGCAGAUUGUACAGCACCCAUUACCUUCUGGUCUGCCAGAAAAUCAGCUCAGUUUUGUUGAUUCCCUUGGAUUAGAAGAACCUUCAAAGGCAAAUGUUAAGUCUGAGGAGCAAAUAGUAUUAUUGGCACAGAAGAAAAUUGAGAAUAUCAUAUCAAAAGCUACACUGGCAGUUCAAAAUGACAUUCAAGAUUCCAUCAUUCAGAGGAGAUUAUCAUCGCAGUUACUUACUCCCUCUCAGGAAGCUCUGUCAUUCUGCACACCCAAAAGGUCAAAAGAAACACGUUCCAGGCCUAGCAUAGAGCCAUCAUUGUCUGUUCAAGAGUGGUCCAGAAAUGAAAUUAUGAAACUAAAUAUUGUUUUGCCUGAACCUCCCAAAAAAUCUAUUGUCAGUCAAGAUUUUGAGUCUGACAUAGAUAAAAUUUGCAACUCUUUUAUGAAUGAUGAGGCAAAUAUCAGCUCUGAAGAAAUGCCAACAGGAGAUUUAUCUUUUUCUUCGCCCUUGAAACAAGUAAUAUCUCCUAAGCAGAAGGAAGGGAAAAUCCUACCCUCUGGUGCUGAAUCACUAAUGAAAAGCCCAGAUUUGUCUUCUUCACCCUCCCUUCUGCCUCUUCCUCUAUGUGAGGAUGCUGUGCGUAACUUGAGUCUUUGCUCUAAGUACUCCCCCUCAAAGGGCAGCACUCAUCAGAACAAAUCUUCUUUAGGUGUCGCACAAUCUACACACUCAAGUACUCUUGAGCAAACUGGAAAGCAAACCAAGCUAUUUUUAAGGAAAUCUGUUGUGCCAUCCAAAACAAGUUCUAAAAUGGCCCCCAUGAAAGCUACAGCACCUGUCCAGAAUAUGACAAGGGCAAAAUCAUCUCUUAUCACCUCUGCAAAACUUGACAUAAAUAAUGCAGUAUCUAGCAUUGCAAGAAAAUCUGUCUCUAAGAUGCCACAGUCACCUAGGUGUGCUAUGAGUGGGUCUCUUCCUAACCUUUCAACCCAUGGAAGUAAGGCACCAUCAAGACUACCUUCACCUCGAAGGUCUGUUGCACCAGUGCAGGAGCCUCUAAAUAUGAUGAUGAAGAGACAUACUGAAAAUAGAAGGGAGAAAAGUACUAAUCAGAUUUCAACAUCAACUGCUCCACUUCAUUCCUCUCCAAGACCUAUUCGUAAAGGAUCUCUAAGCAACAAGUCAGGAAGAGUACUUGCAGAUGUUAACACUUCCUGCAGUACUAGAAUGACUCCAAAAUACAAAAAUAUUCAUUCUGAUAGUCCAAGAAGAGGAAGAUCAAUUGUAACUGAAAAGGAAAACUUUUUGUAAAAAUUGUUUUUUUUUCCUGGACCAGCUUUUCUAUAUAAAAGAACUUUCUUUGUGAAGGAAGAUAACCAAUUGAGUAUUUUUUUAUCACUUGAUGAUACUAAAAUACCCAUCUAGCUGUAUUUUUUCUUAAUCUAAGUGCACAUAUAUUAUUUGAUGACCCUCUUACUGUGCUCUUUUGUUGUUCAAUAAUCUGGACAGUAUUUGUUAAAUAUAUUUAAUUAACAAAACACUCAUAACAAUCUAAAA